This is a messenger RNA of Pyrgilauda ruficollis (rufous-necked snowfinch), 5799 nucleotides long. It is a transcript of the gene PLEKHA6, whose product is annotated as pleckstrin homology domain containing A6. Lineage: Eukaryota; Metazoa; Chordata; Aves; Passeriformes; Passeridae. The coding region runs from base 65 to 3727 and encodes 1220 amino acids. The record is from RefSeq and is a predicted model, not a curated record. The transcript is spliced from 26 exons.
UCCGCCCGGAGCCGAGGGGGUUAAAGCUGGCGGCAGCUGCGGCGGCUGUUAAUGAUUGAUACCAAUGACGGUCUCCAUGGGCUUGGAAGGGAAAUCAUCCGCCCCGGCCGGCUGCGGGAGAGCCACCGGCACGGCGGGUGGCGCGGCAGGCGGAGGGGACGCGCGGUGGCACCGCCACAAUGAAAGGCGGAACACCUUCCUGCACCCAGUGACGGGACAGGUCCCCGAGGACACCUCAAGGCUUGACUUGCCAAAACACAGCUCGGACAUGUCCAGCAAGGCGGGCAGCAAGCGGCCGGCCACCGUCCCCAGCGAGCCCCCCAACCACGCCAUGGUGGCCGAGGUGCCCCCGGAGCGCCCCGGAGGCCGGGCUCCGCGCUCAUCCCGCAAGGGCAUCGCCUUCGGGAAGCGCUCCAACUCCAUGAAGAGGAACCCCAACGCCGCCGUCACCAAGAGCGGGUGGCUCUACAAGCAGGCCAGCUCUGGGGUGAAGCAGUGGAACAAGCGCUGGUUCGUGCUGGUGGAUCGCUGCCUCUUCUACUACAAAGACGAGAAGGAGGAGAACAUCCUGGGCAGCAUCCCCCUGCUCAGCUUCCGCGUGGCCGCCGUGCAGCCCUCGGACAACAUCAGCAGGAAGCACACGUUCAAGGUGACGGUGUGCUGGGUGGAGGAGCUGCCGGCGGGUAACGGGCAGUCCCUGUCUCCCCAGGCCGAGCACGCCGGCAUCCGCACCUACUUCUUCAGCGCCGAGAACACGGAGGAGCAGGAGUCCUGGAUCCAGGCCAUGGGCGAGGCCGCCCGCGUGCAGAUCCCGCCGAGCCAGAGGCACGAGAAGCCAGACUCGGAGAACAUCCCCCCCAGCAAACACCACCACCACCACCACUGCAACGCCGCCCACCGCGAGCACCCCAAGGCCGAGCCCGACGCCAAGACCCGCGGGGAGGGCGACGGCCGCGGCUCGGAGAAGAUGGAGCGGAAGCCGUCGGAGCGGGCGGACGGCAAGAAGGAGCCUCUGGCCAAAGCCAACGGCCUCGGCGGGCAGGAGCCGCCCUCAGAGCCGGGCAGUCCCUACCCCGAGGGGCCGCGGGCGCCGGCGAGCGCCGAGCGGCCGGCACAGCCCAACGGGUGGCCGUACCCCUCGCCCAGCCGGCCCAGCAGCACCGCCUUCCCCCCGGCGGGUGACGGCGAGAGCGGGGCCCAGCGCCGGGGCGUCACCCCCAGGUCCCACCCCGAGAAGGUGGCCCAGCGCAAGAGCUCCAUGACGCAGCUGCAGCAGUGGGUGAACUCGCGCCGCGCCACCGCGGCCCCCGAGGAGCUGCGCAGCCCCAGCAGGUUUUACCCCGUAUCCCGCCGGGUGCCCGAUUAUUACUCGCCCUACUCGCCGCAGUACCCCGAGGAGUACCAGUACUACCCGCCGGGCGUGCGCCCCGACAGCAUCUGCUCCAUGCCCGCCUUCGACCGCGUCAGCCCGCCGUGGGCGCUGGAGGACAAACGCCACUCCUUCCGCAACGGGGGUCCCUUCCACCCCGCCUUCGGCCGCCAGGACGUCCCGCUGUGGCUGCCGGCGCCCGCCAGGCCGCCGAGCUACCUGGACGAGGUGGACGCGGCCUCGGGCUCGCUGCGGAGGAUGUCGCUGCAGCCGCGCUCGCGCUCGGUGCCGCGCUCGCCCAGCCAGGGUUCCUACGGCCACGCCAGGGUUUACUCGCCCGUGCGCUCGCCCAGCGCCCGCUUCGAGCGGCUGCCGCCCCGCGGGGACGAGAUUUACGCCGACCCCGCCACCUUCGUGAUGCGCAGAUCCAUCAGCUCGCCCAAGUACGAUUACCUGGGUGACCGGCGGCCCGUCCCGGCUGGGGUGUACCCGUACCCCUUCCCGGCGUCCCCCACCAUCCACGACAAAAUGAUGAGCGAGAGCGAGACCCUCAUCACUAUGGUGAACAGGAUGGUGGAGACCUCCUCCCCUAGGGCCCAGCUCUACAUGCAAGUGACGCCGUUCCCGGAGCCCUACAGGGACACCCUGCACCCCUACAAGAUCAGCGAGCAGGACACCGAUAAGCUGCUGGGGAAGCUCUGCGAGCAGAACAAGGUGCUGCGGGAGCAGGAGAGGCUGGUGCAGCAGCUCCGGGCUGAGAAGGAGAGCCUGGAGAGUGCCCUGAUGGGGACACACCAGGAGCUGGAGAUGUUCGGGAGCCAGCCCGCCUACCCCGAGAAGCUGCUGCACAAGAAGGAAUCGCUGCAGAACCAGCUCAUCAACAUCCGGGUGGAGCUGUCCCAGGCCAGCACGGCCCUGGCAAACAGCACGGCCGAGUACGAGAGCCUGGAGAGCGAGGUGUCCACCCUGCACGAUGACCUCUGGGAGCAGCUCAACCUGGACAUCCAGAACGAGAUGCUGAACCGGCAGAUCCAGAGGGAGAUCUGGCGGAUCCAGGACGUGAUGGAGGGGCUGAGGAAGAACAACCCCUCCCGAGGCACCGACACGGCCAAGCACAGAGUGGCCCUGGGCCCCUCGGGCACGUACAGCUCCAACAGCCCUGCCAGCCCCCUGAGCUCUGCCAGCCUCACCAGCCCCCUGAGCCCCUUCUCCCUCAUCUCUGGCUCCCAGGGAUCGCCCACCAAGCCCGGCCCUGGCGAGGAACCGGGCCCGCCUCGACCUCCCCUCCCCAAGUCCUACGUGCCCCUGGAGGCUCCUCCGGCCGUUCCUCCGCUCCCCAGCGAGAGCCGCCUCUGGCCCUACCCCGCCUCCCCUUCCUGGCACCAAGGAGAGGCCAAGCGGGGACAGCCCAAACCAGGCUUGGAGCCGAGCAAGAAGGAGCCGCCCCGGCCCAGUCCCCCCGGCCCCGCGCCCGAGGGGCUCCCGCAGAGCCGGCCGGAGCACGACGGCGACAAACAAGCGGCUCUCAACAAAGUGGGAAUCGUCCCCCCCAGGACCAAAUCUCCGGCGGAGGAGGAGGCGGUGCCCAGGAGGAACGGGCUGGCCAACGGGCUCGGCUCCCGGGAGAGACCCAAGAGCGCCGUGUUCGCCACCGAGACCAAGGUGAAGAUGAGCGUGGAGGAGCAGAUCGACCGCAUGAAGCGCCACCAGAGCGGCUCCAUGAAGGAGAAGCGGCGCAGCCUGCAGCUCCCCGGCCCCCAGCCCGACCCCCCCGGCACCAAAACCCCCUCCUCCUACAAGGUGGUGCGGCGACACCGCAGCAUCCACGAGGUGGACAUCUCGGACCUGGAGGCCGCGCUGCGCUCCGACGAGCCCGGCAAGGUGUACGAGACGCCGCAGGAGGAGAUCGCCCGGCUGCGCAAGAUGGAGCUGGAGCCGCAGCACUACGACGUGGACAUCAACAAGGAGCUGUCCACGCCGGACAAAGUCCUGAUCCCCGAGCGCUACGUGGAGCUGGAGCCGGAAUCGCCCCUCAGCCCCGAGGAGAUGAAGGAGAAGCAGAAGAAGGUGGAAAGGAUCAAGACUCUCAUUGCCAAGUCCAGCCUGCAGAACGUCAUCCCCCUGGGCGAGGGGGAGGUGGACACCCCCCAGGACCCUGAGGUGCAGCUGCAGGAGCAGGAGAAGAGGAUCGAGAUCUCCUGUGCCCUGGCUGCCGAGGCCUCGCGGCGUGGCCGGAUGCUCUCGGCUCAGUGCGCUACCCCCAGCCCUCCCACCUCCCCAGCCUCCCCGACUCCACCGACCAACCCCCUCUCGUCCGAGCCGCCCCGGGCCGACAGCAGCCACCUCAUGCGGGUGUGAGCCUGUGACCUCAAGCCCUGGCUGCUGCCGGCGCCAUCAAGUUCCACGGGGCCACGUUUUAGUCCCCUCCUGAGGUGACACCGAACCUCUCGCCACCGUCCUCGGUUCUCCCGGACUCCCUUCCCUCCCUCCGGCGGCGACACCAGCGGGAGAGGCGGCACCGACGGGAGCCCUGUCCCAAAGAGGCGGGCGGGGGCUGGGAUUGUCCCCAAGGAGUCCCCAGGGCUGUCUGCGGCCACCGGGACAGCCCCGGACAGCCGUGACAGCGGCCACCAGGACACACCUGGACAGUUGUGACAGUGGCCACCGGGACAGCCGUGACAGUGGCCACUGGGGCACACCCGGACAGCCAUGAUAGUGGCCACCAGGACACAGCUGUGACAGCGGCCACACUCAGACAGCUGUGACAGCAGCCACCAGGACAGCCAUGAUAGUGGCCACCAGGACAUAGCUGUGACAGCGGCCACCAGGGCACACUCAGCUGUGACAGUGGCUACCAGGGCACACCCGGACAGCUGUGACAGCAGCCACCAGGACAGCCAUGAUAGUGGCCACCAGGACACAGCUGUGACAGCGGCCACACUCAAGACAGCUGUGACAGCGGGCCACCAGGACAGCUGUGACAGUGGCCACCGGCCCAGUGGCGAGCACAGCACUCCUGGGAUGGCCCCCAAGGUCUGUGAAGGGGCUCUUGGGGUGGGGACCUGCCUGUCCCCACCACGGAUGGUGCUGCCACCUCCCAGCGGACGCGGAUCCUCCCCCUCGGCUCCUCGGGCGCCGUUUCCCCUCCCUGAGCUCUGACCCUGAUUUUGGAACACGUCUGUGUCACCACCGGUGGCCCAGCCGGAGGAAGAGGGGACAGGACGGACGGAGGUGGCACUGGGGGCACACGGAGGUGCCCAGGGCGCUCCAGGGCUCUCCAAGCACGGAGCUCUGGGCAGGGAUAGGGCAGAGCAGGGAACUGGGAUGCCAGGUGGGAAAACGCAGCUGUGGGGUGGGCAGGGACCCCCUCUGGAGGGUGGGGAUGGUGCUGAGGAGGGGUUUGGGGACAGAGGUGUCACCUGGGGACCUGCUGUUGCCCUCCAAAAAAUCCCUUCCCGCUGCUCUCCAGCCCCUUCCAGCGGUUCGGAUUUCCUGUAGCAAAUUCCCCCUUUUCUUUAUCAUCCCGGAGGAUGGGAAAAAAAAGCAGAAUCCUUGGAAGGAUGCGAGCGUGGCAGGGGCCAGGAGCUGGAUCCCAAAUCCCAAAUCUCCAACCCCAAAUGCCAUCCAUCCCUCCUGGCCCCUUCCCAAACCCCCAGGAUCUCCCUGCAUCCCAAUCCCAACUUAGCAAUACUUGUAGGAUCCCUGGAGCCCUGAACCCCGCUGCCCUCUGAGCCUCCCUCAGCCCCUUUAGCUCAUAAAGCUGGCCCUUUAUUUUGCUAUUUACAUGCCUUAAUAUAUGUUUGAUGGAAAUUCUACAUUUAUAAUAUAUAUCUAUAUUUGGUUUUCCUCUUCUCUUCCCGGGAAAAAAGCUCGUGCCGAGCUCUCUCUUCUCCGCAGGAUUUGUUGGUGCCAGCCCCGCCAACAAAAAAAAAAAUUAAGAUUCUUUGGCAAUUUAUCAGAGGGGGAAGGAAAUUAAAAAAAAAAAAAAAAAAAAAAAAAAAAAAAAAAAUAUAUAUCUAUUUUUUCUGCUUUUAUUAAAAGCAAAUUUAUUUAAAAUAAAAUAUACAGAGACUGUAAGUUUGAAGAGAGGAUGAGUUUAUUUCCCUGUGUCCCCUCUCGGGUCACUGGGGCAGACCCCCCCUUACUUUGGGGACACCUUGGGGACAUCCUGGGGUGGCUGUGGGGCAGCAAUUCCCAUCUCAGGGAGCCAUCCUGCCCUUCCCAAAGCCACCAGCUGCUGUCCCCAAGGUGUGACCCGGCCGCGGUUUUAUUUUAUUUUAAAAAAACCCCAAUAAUAAAAAAAAAGGAAACCAAACCUUAAUCAAUUAAUUUUAUUUUGGUUAUUAUUUUUCAUAAACACUUCAUAAAGCAGUGACUUGUUAACCCGGAAAGGAUUUGCAUCGGGAGGAAGUAAAUAAAUAAAUCUAUUU